Molecule: messenger RNA, 507 nt
Organism: Aspergillus nomiae NRRL 13137
Lineage: Eukaryota; Fungi; Ascomycota; Eurotiomycetes; Eurotiales; Aspergillaceae
Product: DNA-directed RNA polymerase II core subunit RPB9
Exons: 4
Coding region: 1-387 (128 amino acids)
Biological process (GO): transcription-coupled nucleotide-excision repair; maintenance of transcriptional fidelity during transcription elongation by RNA polymerase II; transcription initiation at RNA polymerase II promoter
Cellular component (GO): RNA polymerase II, core complex
Molecular function (GO): nucleic acid binding; DNA-directed RNA polymerase activity; zinc ion binding
Source: RefSeq, a predicted model, not a curated record
AUGUCUGCCAGCCCAUCUCCUUCCGCCGGUGGCGAUAGCAAGUCAAAUGAACAGGUCCACUUUCGUUUUUGUCGCGAAUGCUCGAACUUGCUUUACCCGAAAGAAGACCGCGUCAACAACCGUUUGAUGUUUACGUGUCGAACCUGCCAUGUCGGCGAGCCCGCAAGCUCAUACUGCGUCUAUCAAAACAAGCUCAACAGUCAAGUCGGAGACACAGCUGGUGUGACUCAGGAUGUGGGAUCUGAUCCUACGCUUCCCCGGUCGAACAAGCUCUGCCCGAGCUGCGGUGAAGCCGAAGCGGUCUUUUUCCAGUCUCAGCAGCGUUCUGCGGAAACCGGAAUGAAACUUUACUAUGUCUGUUGCGCGUGCGGCAACGUUUUCGUAUGAUUUGGAACGUCUUUUGUCACCAUCGUGUUUUCGAUACCCAUUAUUGGUCCUUUUCAGCAUGGUUAUGGAGUUACGGCGAUGUCCGAGUAAUAGAAAACAAGUUUUUUUUUCAAGGGAUAA